This is a messenger RNA of Daldinia caldariorum, 1976 nucleotides long. RefSeq names its product acid protease. The record is from RefSeq and is a predicted model, not a curated record. NCBI's taxonomy places the organism in Eukaryota, Fungi, Ascomycota, Sordariomycetes, Xylariales, Hypoxylaceae. Gene Ontology annotation, biological process: proteolysis. Gene Ontology annotation, molecular function: aspartic-type endopeptidase activity. The transcript is spliced from 2 exons. The coding region runs from base 156 to 1793 and encodes 545 amino acids.
CAAGCUUUCUUCGCCUCAAUAAGCUACGCAGUGUCCUAUCCGAAUGUGUAUACAGGCGUGAUUUAUUAUCCUUCAAGUACGGCAACCAAUCCAGACCGGAAAUCGAGAUACUUGGUAACCUCGACUCGGGAAGCAAGGUUGCGGAAAUCUUCAACAUGCACCAAAGCAAAUCACUCCAGCUCCUAUUAUGGGGUUCUGCCCUCGUUCAGGGUCUCCCUGCGGGUCAGAGCUCCAGCGGUCAUGAUGGCUUAGAGGCCCGACAAGCCCCUCACGAUAUCGGAUUCGUUACUUUUAAAUCGAAGGCCCAUGUCCACAAGUUUGAAAAGCGAGAGGCUCCCGACGAUAUUGGAUUUGUCACGUUUACGUCGAAAGCCCACACCCAUCACUAUGACAAGCAAAAAGAGUCUAGCGCUUCUAGCCCGAAUCGUAGAUUUGUGACGUUCAAGAUGAGCUCUAAGAAAUCAGCUCUUGGCAACCGAGCCAACAACUACAACGUGGAUCCCGCCGAUAAGCCCACGAUCAAAAACGCUGUUGGAAUCAGCCAGGAUGGAGCGGACUACUCCUACUUCGUCGAGGCUAACUUUGGUUCCGAGGGGAAGAAGCUAUAUAUGCUUUUCGAUACGGGUUCCGGUACAACGUGGGUUAUGGGCUCGGGUUGCACCACCGACGCGUGUACCAGGCACAACCUCUACGGACCCAACGAUUCCAAGACGUACAAGGACACUGGGGAUGAUUACUCGGUCCAAUAUGGUUCCGGAGAAGUGGCCGGCCACGUUAUAACCGACAAAAUCAACAUUGGGGGGUUGGAGCUAACCAUGCCCUUCGGCGUUGCCAAUACCACCUCAGACCAAUUUUCCCAAUUCCCCUUCGAGGGUAUCCUGGGAAUGUCUUUGGUUGACGGCACGUGGCUGACCGAACUCAAGAAGGCCAACUUGAUUGACGCCAACGUGUUUGGUGUUGCGUUGAACAGGAAGGCAGACGGCGUGAACGACGGCGAGGUGGCUUUCGGUGCGCCGAACAAGGCCAAGUACACAGGCGACAUCGCGUAUACCGGCCUCAAGUCCGACAACAGCUGGGCUAUCCCGAUGGACGACGUGUCGUUCGGUGGCAAAGCCGCGGGUGUGAAAGGCAGACUCGCCUAUAUCGACACCGGUACCACCUUCGUCUUCGGCCCCCCCGACGAUGUCGCGAACCUAUACCAGCUGAUCCCCGGCUCCAAGACCAUCGACGACAGAGAGCACUGGACCGUCCCGUGCGACACCGACGGCGAAGUCGCGUUCUCGUUCUCCGGAAAGACUUACGCGGUCUCCUCCAAGGACUUCAUCACCGCGCCCGACUCCUCCGGGACUUGCUACGGCAGGGUCUUCGGAAUGGAAUUCGUGGAGGGUGCUUGGCUUCUCGGAGACAUGUUCAUGAAGAACGUGUACACCGUGUUCGAUAUGGAUCACCGACAAAUCGGAUUCGCCGCCAGGGCACAUUCCAGCAACGGUUCCAGCAGCAGCACGAGCCCCAGCGGAACAUCAACCGCAUCUCCAAGCGGGUCGGCUACGUCCGGAUCAGCUACCGCAACGGACACAUCGGAUGGCUCUAGCUCAGCAGUUCCCACGGGCGGUGCCGGGGUUGGUCUCACUCCCCAGGAAUCCCCCGCUGGCAGCGGCAGCGGCAGCAGCACUUCGCCGACAGAAUCCGCGCCGGGUAGCACUAACACCCCUGACUCUGCGGGCGUGAAGCUAAGCGCGAUGGGUAUCUACACGUCAUUGAUGUGUAUCCUGGUACUCGGCAUGGUUAUGUAGGAUAGGUUAGGUACCUAGAGAAAGGAAAAGGUGUUUUGGGUUUUUAAUUGGCUUGCAUUUUGCAUUGAAUAUACAUUAGGCUAGGUACAUACAUGGAUAUAAUACAAUACCACUGACUAGGUACUUUACAAAGGCCGACGUCGAUCUCUUCAUCAUUAUUAUCAUCAUUACCAUCAUUACCAU